Saccharomyces eubayanus is the source of this 1818-nucleotide messenger RNA. RefSeq names its product Ddc1p (gene DDC1). The record is from RefSeq and is a predicted model, not a curated record. The transcript has a single exon. NCBI's taxonomy places the organism in Eukaryota, Fungi, Ascomycota, Saccharomycetes, Saccharomycetales, Saccharomycetaceae. The coding region runs from base 1 to 1818 and encodes 605 amino acids. Gene Ontology annotation, biological process: mitotic intra-S DNA damage checkpoint signaling; cellular response to ionizing radiation; meiotic cell cycle. Gene Ontology annotation, cellular component: condensed nuclear chromosome; checkpoint clamp complex.
AUGUCAUUCAGGGCAACCAUCACAGAUCCGGGGAAGCAGAAUAUCUGGUUUCGUGCGAUUUAUGUUCUAUCUACAAUUCAAGAUGAUAUCAAGAUUACUGUGACGACAAAUGAGUUGAUCGCGUGGUCAAUGAAUGAAACUGAUACCACGCUUUGUCAGAUCAGAUUUGAGAAGAGUUUUUUUGAAGGAUACGAAUUUAAGCCUCAUGAAAUCGUGUUUGGGGAGAAUGGGAUCCAAGUCAUAGACGAUACGUACGGUGAUAACCAUAAACUAUAUUCCUUCCGAGUUAAUGGAAAGCACUUGACAACUAUUUCGAGAAAGCCAGACAGCGACGGCAUAAAAUCAUUCACUAUUGCAGUCAAUAAUACUUCUACAUGUCCUGAGUCGCUCGCAAAUAGGUUGAUUGUAGUAAUUGAAAUGGAUUCGUUGAUAGUAAAAGAAUACUGUCCUCAGUUUCAGCCAAUUAAAUAUGAUCCUAUUAUAAUCGAUUUGAAGUACAAAAGAAAAUUUUUGGACGUUUUUGGAACCGCAGCUUCCGAUCGGAAUCCGCAAGAGCCGUUGGACCCUAAACUAUUGGAGGUUUUCGUAAGUACUGAACGUGAACUAACAUCUGCUCUAUUUAAUGAAGAUGUUGAAUCAGACAUACGGAAAAGAAAUCAACUAACAGCUGCUGACGAAAUAAAUUACGUCUGUUGCAGCUCAACACUGUUAAAAAACUUUCUAGAUAACUGCAAUGUAAACGUGACUGACGAGGUAAAACUAGAAAUUAACGUCCACAAGUUGAGCAUAACAGCAUUUACUAAAGCAGUGUACGGAAAAAAUAAUGACCUAUUGAGAAAUGCAUUAAGUAUGAGCAACACUAUUAGCACAUUAGACCUUGAACAUUACUGCCUCUUCACAACCGUAGACGAUGAAAAAGAAGAGAAGCGAUCACAUAGCAAGCGUAAAGAACAUACAAAAAGCAUUGUUUUUAAGCUAAAAGACUUCAAAAACUUUAUAACCAUUAGCCCAUCCUGGAAAAGUUCACAAGGUGGAAAUGACAAUAUAAGUUUAUGGUUCUGUCAUCCAGGAGAUCCUAUUCUGAUGCAAAUGCAGAAGCCAGGUGUGAAGCUAGAAUUAGUUGAAGUUACCGAUAGUAACAUCACCGAUGAUUCAAUGGGAGGGAAGUAUAUAAAGGCAGCCAUUUCGGGCCCCAAAGAAGAAACCGGAAAGCAAGAAGUCAAAGAAGGGUAUGAAAGCCCGCUAAGGAGUAGGAUUGCGCUUCAUAGAGAAACCCAGUCAACUUCCGUCACUAGCACUCGGAAGAGUCCUCUAAAAACAUCAUCUCUUGUCCCAGGUAGUGGUAAUGCGGUUACCAAGAGCUAUAGAAAUAACACGGCAAAGAAGUUAUUUGUAGAAGAGCAGAGCCAAACUAUGAGUUACGGAGGAAAGAGCCUGUUCGAGCAGGACAUUUUGGUUAAUACAAAUGUGAAUAAGGAAAGGAUUCUUAAAGGUAGUGAAGCUUACCAGUCUAAUGCGUUGAAGAGGUCUAGAAACGAUAUUCGUAAUGGAGCCGAAGAUGCUUCCCAAGAGUCAACCGUCGCAAAAAGAGCCGAUACCACAGUGACUUGGGGAAGAACAUUACCAACUUCGGAUGACGGGGUUUCGUCCAACGAGGUCAACAAGAGAGAAAUGCUAAAGAGAGAGAAACUAAAGCAUUUACAGGGUCUGAUGCAUUCUAGAAAUGGUUCAAAUAAUAACAAAAGUCAGGACGAUAAGGAAGAGGAAGGCGGGCUGGGCCCUACGCAAGUUGAGAAGCCAAGGGGUUUGUUCGAUUGA